Molecule: messenger RNA, 1923 nt
Organism: Rhodofomes roseus
Lineage: Eukaryota; Fungi; Basidiomycota; Agaricomycetes; Polyporales; Fomitopsidaceae
Product: MFS general substrate transporter
Exons: 10
Coding region: 262-1701 (479 amino acids)
Biological process (GO): transmembrane transport
Cellular component (GO): brush border membrane
Molecular function (GO): transmembrane transporter activity
Source: RefSeq, a predicted model, not a curated record
GUUUAUGGUGCUCCAAGCUAGGAUGUGUACGACAUACAUGCUACAGACGAGUCUAGCCCAGCGCGUGCUGCGGAUGCAGUUUGUCUUCUCCGGCAUGAAACCAUCAUUGAGGCGGACAUUAAUCGAGGUCUCCUGGAGGUACUUACACGCCGCAGUGCCACCGACCGCCAGCAACUCAGUGAAUCAUCAUUCCCACCUCCACCUUCGUUUUCCACCUUCCGGCGCAGUUGACUCUGCGAGUCGAGACAAUUAUUGUUCAGGAUGCCUAAGGUCGAGCGCGUCGUGUUCCUCUCGCUGGUGCUGGAUCUAUUUGCGUUCACCAUCCCUUUGCCCUUGUUCCCGCGUAUCAUUGAGUGGUAUACCAAGCGGGAAUCGUCCGAUCCCUCAGGCUUCCUUUCACGCACGCUCUAUUUCGUCUCAUCCGUCCGCGGGCUCCUCUACAAGCCUACUGCAAACCCUCAACGAUGGGAUGUGGUAUUGCUCGGUGGUCUAAUGGGCUCGGUGUUUUCAAUGCUACAAUGGUUCGUCUCCCCGUACAUCGGGUCACUGAGUGACAAGUAUGGGCGUAAACGAGUGCUCCUCGUAACCAUGAUCGGCAACAUUCUGUCUGCGCUGAUAUGGGUCAAGUCAACCACCUUCGCUUCCUACAUGCUCUCCCGAGUUGUGGGCGGUCUGAGUGAGGGAAACGUGCAACUUGCGAUUGCAAUCCUAUCCGACGUCUCCAGCCCCGCGACGCGCGCCAAAGCCCUCGCUCAUGUUGGCAUUGCUUUCGCGAUUUGCUUCUGCAUCGGGCCGCCUAUUGGUGCAUACUUUGCGUCACGCCCGCUACCACCUACGUUCACCGCUUCUGGCAUCGAGCUGAAUGUCUACGCGACACCUGCGCUACUUACCCUCGUUCUGCUUGUUCUCGAGACGAUCUUCCUUAUUGUAGCACUCCCUGAGACACGAGGAAAACGUGCACACAUCGCAAGUAAUACGAAGGAAGCAAAAUCUAGCCACCCCACCAAUGGAAGAUUUGAUGUACACUCCAAGACCAUUAGUGUGACCAAGAAGCCGGCCACGGUCGAGGAGCGUCUAAGCCUGCUCAAGACGCUGCGCAAGCUCCAUUUUCUAUUCCUGGGUAUUUUCUCUGGUGUCGAAUUCACACUCACCUUCCUCACGUUCGACCUCUUCGAUUGGAAUAAUAGGCAGAACGGCGCGCUCAUAGGGUCGAUUGGCGUAGUCAGUGCCCUCCUACAAGGCGGCUACGUGCGGCGCGCGAUCCCCAAGGUCGGCGAGGGCAUCAUGGCGCGCCGUGGCAUCUCAAGCUGCGCGCUCGGCCUGGUACUCCUGUCCGCCGUGCCCGUCCUCGCCGACACGCGCACGUCCGCGUCCGUCACGCUCCUGCGCGGCGCGGCGAUCUGUCUGGCGUUCACCUCCGCGACGGUCGUGAACUCGCUGACGUCCUACGCGUCGCUGCAGUGCGACGAGGGCGUCGACGAGGAUACGGGCAAGCCGGUCGAGGAGCACCCCGAGCUGGCGAAGGGCAAGGCCCUGGGCAAGUUCCGCUCGUCCGGCCAGCUUGGCCGGGCUCUCGGGCCCCUGCUAGCGUGCGCGUCCUACUGGACGUUCGGACCAUCCGUGACAUACGCCGUCGGUGCAGUGGCUAUGUUUGCGCUAUCCAUGGGCACGAAGUCUAUCGCCAGAAAGACCGUCUCAUGAUGCUGUACUGCCGUUAUACACACAAUGCAGACAGGCCAUUCUAUGUAUAUUUCGCCAGAGUGAACGUUGCGGACACCGUACACGGACGUCAGUAACCCUGAGCGACGUAGAUCCCUCAAGCCUGCGAGGAAGUCCAGAGCAUCGACGUAGGCAGGCGGUGCAUUCAAUGAAAUAGAUAUAGGAAUGGUGUUAUGCUACUCGAUAAUGUACCUGCUAAGGAAU